AUGUCGAGAACCCUUAUAGGACUAGCAAGCAAGUCAAAUGCUGCUAAAAUUUUCCAUCAGAUGUCAGUCAAUCUGACAAAACCAUAUUUGGCAAAAACAAAUGCAUUGGCCUCAUCAAAAUUACCUCCAAAACCAUCCAAUUGGGAAUUCAAAUCAGGUUGGUAUAGAUAUGAAGAAGGCAAGAACCCUGAAAAAGUGUCGCAUCCAUUAGAAGACUCUAUAAGUUUUGAUAUUGAGCUUUUAUACAAGAUUUCUUCAUUCCCAACGUUAGCUACUUGUUCUUCUACAAAGGCAUGGUAUGGUUGGGUAUCACCUUACUUAACUGGUGAAACUUCAACUCCAAGUGAUUUAAUCCCAUUGAAUCCUGAAAAUGAAGAUAAGAUCAUCAUUGGUCAUAAUGUGAAUUUUGAUAGAUCAAAAGUAUUGGAUGAUUACAUCUCGUAUAAAAAUUCAAAUAGUUUUUAUAUUGAUACAAUCUCUUUAUUCCAUUCAAGAUAUGGCACUCCAACUAUUCGGAAACCCUCGGUGUUUGUUAAAGCUGCUGAAUCAUUAUUCAAAGGAAAUGAAGCUCCAAAAUUACUAGAUAUUUAUACACCUGCUGAUUAUCAAUUACACACUUUAUAUCAGAAACAAUUUGGUGAAGUUAUGAAUAAAGAUGUUCGGUCAUUUUUCGAUUCAACUUCAAAAGAUCUUAUCGUAAAUGAAUUUCAAAAUUGUAUGAAUUAUUGUGCUGAUGAUGUUAUUAAAACUCAUAGGUUAUUUGCUGAAUUUUGGAAGACAUUUUAUGCUGACUUAAAUCACACAAUGGAGUUUUUCGCACUAAAAGAAAUGGGGAAUAAUAAAGUCACACUGAAUAAAUCAAACUGGGAUGAAUUUGAUGAAAGUUGUAAUGGGGAAAUUGAACAGGCUACUAAAAGAUAUAAAGAUGAAUUGAAAAAACUGGUUUACAAACAUACAGGUAAAACAACAUAUGCAAACCAAUUUGGAACGGAAUUGAUGGGGACAAAAUGGCAAAAUGAUCUCCAUUUAUUUUAUGAUAAGGAUAGAAAAGAUAGAUAA
Messenger RNA from Hansenula anomala, 1059 nucleotides. RefSeq lists its product as uncharacterized. NCBI's taxonomy places the organism in Eukaryota, Fungi, Ascomycota, Saccharomycetes, Phaffomycetales, Wickerhamomycetaceae. Gene Ontology annotation, biological process: mitochondrial DNA replication. Gene Ontology annotation, molecular function: 3'-5' exonuclease activity; DNA-directed DNA polymerase activity; DNA binding. The record is from RefSeq and is a predicted model, not a curated record. Bases 1 to 1059 code for a protein of 352 amino acids. The transcript has a single exon. Gene Ontology annotation, cellular component: mitochondrion; gamma DNA polymerase complex.